AUGGUGUCCACUCCGAAAGUGACCGAAAAAAAAGUUACGUCCAACACCGAUCAAAACGAGUUAACCUUCGAAGAUUCUAAGAUGAACAUGAUGUCCGCAUUUUAUCAAUACAUGUACGAACCGACAAUGAAAUCCGGGAUCGCCAAUGAUACCACCCUUUUCGAUGAAUGGAUGGUUAAUGAUCUCGAAUUUUUCCCAGAAGGCGAGGACAGCUUAAAGUUCCCCGAGACUCCUUCUAUGAGUUACGACGUUUCACCAAUUAUGAGUUCAUCUAUAACUACCCCCUCCAUGGUUUUUGAUAAUAUUCCUACCCCUCAGACAUUGGUUGAUUCUCCUUUAUUUGGAUCAAUACCCACAUCUUUUUCGACCAGCCCAACUCUUGAACCUCCCUUGGGUUUUUUCCCUAACCUUAUUAGUGAAAGUGAAGUCGCAAAAUCUUUGAUUCAUUUACCUUCCGUUGCAAUUCCGACCGAUGAUCAUUCUAUGUCGAUCAACAUUCCUUGGGGUUCUGAUGCCAACAACCCUUCCAGCAUUAUUAAUAAUGAAGCUGCGUCAUUUGUCGCUUUGACAAAUGGUGCAUCAAAUCUUCCGAAUAACCUUACCAACAAUACUAAAGUAGGAUCUGGUAAUUCCUCUCCUGCUGUUGCAGAGGUUGAGAAAGAUCCAGAAAUUCAUGCUGAAGAGUUGGCUAUUAAACGUGCUAAAAAUACUGAUGCUGCACGAAGAAGUCGUCUUAGAAAAGUGAUGAAAAUGGAAUCCUUGGAAAAGCAAGUUUCUGAACUCAAAGAUGAUAAUAACGAACUACAAACUCGUAUUGCUGUUCUGGAAAGUGAAAAGAAAGGUUUGGAAGAGAAGAAUGCAGAGAAAGAUAAUAGG
Acaulospora colombiana is the source of this 876-nucleotide messenger RNA. The record is from the annotation of a GenBank genome assembly. NCBI's taxonomy places the organism in Eukaryota, Fungi, Glomeromycota, Glomeromycetes, Diversisporales, Acaulosporaceae.